Molecule: messenger RNA, 1032 nt
Organism: Trichoderma virens Gv29-8
Lineage: Eukaryota; Fungi; Ascomycota; Sordariomycetes; Hypocreales; Hypocreaceae
Exons: 1
Biological process (GO): putrescine biosynthetic process
Molecular function (GO): agmatine deiminase activity; protein-arginine deiminase activity
Source: RefSeq, a predicted model, not a curated record
GAAUGGCAGCCACAAAGCAAGACUAUCCUGGCCUGGCCCGGCCUGGAGGGAAUUCUACAAGACUAUCCAGAAAGGUUGGCCAAGGCAACACACGAAGUGUCAACAAUUGCCCAAGCUGUAGCCCACUUCCAAGGUGCCAUUUUAGCUGUUGGCAGUGAGCGUUAUGAAGAAGCCGAAUCGUAUUUUAAGGGAAUCGGCACGCCUUUCCCAAUCGAGCUCUAUAAAAUUGACGGUAAAAGCAUGGACGUCUGGCUGAGAGACCUUGCUCCCACAUUUGUUGUCAAAUCGUCCGCCGGAGAAAAGGACAGCGUCGCUGGCCUUGACUGGAAUUUUAACGGCUGGGGCAAUAAGUAUCUCACGCCUACAACUCAAGUAUUCGCAAAGACAUUCCUGAAAGACUAUCACUUCGAUCGAAUCGAGACUUCCAUUGUCACUGAAGGCGGCUCGCUUGAAACCGAUGGCAAUGGAACUCUUUUAAUUACGGAAAGCUCAAUUGUCAAUGACAACAGAAACCCAGGAAAGUCUCGUGAAAAAAUCGAGACUGAGCUCAAAGGCUAUCUUGGCAUCGACAAGAUUAUCUGGAUCCCUGGCAGAAAGGGUAUUGACUCGACAGACUGCCAUAUUGACGCCUUGGUUCGAUUUGUUCGGCCAGGUAUGUUGAUCAUAAGCAAGGCCAAUGAGGUCAACCCGACCGAGUGGACUACCGUUUACGAAGAAGCUCUUGAGAUUCUGAGCAGUGCCACUGAUGCAAAAGGUCGACCAUUCGAGAUCGUUGAGGUAGAAGAGCCUGACGAAGAGGUCUUCGAGGGAGGCGGUGUUGGGGAUGACCGUGCCGUGAGGAGCUACGUCAACUAUCUGCUAGUCAAUGGAGGGAUCAUCCUCCCUCAAUUUGGCGACCCAGCUCAUGAUGCGGCGGCCAUCAGGGCAGUGCAGGGGCUGUAUGGCGAUGAGAGGAGGAUUUUUCCUGUUCUGAUUGAAGAGCUGCCUCGACUAGGUGGUGGUGUUCACUGCACAACUCAGGAAGUUCCUAUC